UGUUUCAUCUCUUCAUGCAUUGAAUUUACGUCGAGCCAGACGUCUGUAGUAGUUGAGAAUUUUGACGAUUCUACUCUGUAAUUUUGUGGUGACAGCAUCUUUUUUUCUGCACAACUUCCUCCUUGUGUGUUGUGUUAUUAUUUGCUGACCUUGGGACGUUCUCGACACCAGCUGUUAAUAGAAGAAAAAAACCAGUCUUGUUUGCUGAAUCGCAGCCAUAGGUGUUGGUGUCUUUUUCUUACUUUCACAGUUUUUUAUUGAUUUAUUCCUCCCAUCUUAAACUGAAAAAGGUGCUCGAAAACGAGUUUUUUAAACAUGUCCUUGAUGGGUCCCAAAAGUCAUCUUCGUUGAGCAAUCUUCUCUUCAUUCGGAAGAUUUAAUUUGCUCAAACUUUAUCGCAAGGUCACAGGGAAGUCUGCCAUUUUCAAGGGAGGAACACUUUCUUUGGGGUAUUUCUUUUGUUACGUGUACCGCGUGAUUCCGGUCGGGAGUUAGAAGAAUUUUGUCAUUUAAGUGCGGCGUUUAUAAAAAUGUGUAAUUUGUCCUUGAAAUUACGACGACGAUUUCCGCAAGUUGAUAUUUCGCGUUGUUUGAUUUCUCAUUUGCUGUCGAGUUCCCCACAUUAUAGGUUCAGUUCAGUCACGAUCCGGUACGACAUCCGACUUCCUUAAAUCUUUACCGGUAGUUUUGAUAUCAAUUCACGAUAUUGCAGCACGUUUUUCCCUGUGAAACGUGACGUCAGCUACUCCACGUUUUUAAUCGGGGGUCACACAACUUCGAACUCAUGUACAAAUUCGUAGCUUUCCCCAUAGGAUUCUCAUGCAAACCCAAUGCAAAUUAUUUUCGUUGUAAUCGUUUGGGAAUAAUGAAAAAUUGUGUGCUUCGAACUCAAAGGUAUGAGAGGGAGGAGCUUGUGGUUUGGACGAUACAUUCUUUUCUCGUCUAGUGCGUGUUGUUUACCCGGUUUUUUACGCGGUUCAUGCUAAAGCCGACUUACCUAUCCACCUGUUGUUUUUUGGAUCUCAGUGAGGUUGCGACUUUGCCACCGAAAUCAGCUCUCCCCUAAAAUUGUUUGCAAUCUCAUAAGAGUUCAAAGGUGUGAAAUGUUUAUUUUCGCUUCUUCUAUGGAGCGACCAGGUUGCCAAGUGAAGAUGACGUCUGAAAUUUGCGACGUCGACGACUCCGUCAAGGAGAUGUCGUCUUCUUCAACUACAGACAGUCAAAUGCCACUCAUGGAAGAUCACAGAUCCGAAUCCGCCACGACAUCCACUCAAAUUCACGAUUUGACUGAUGAGCACGAUGGAGGUCGACGGAGGAUGGGACGAAGCUGGCCGCGCUGUUGCGCCAUUUCGGGAUUGGUGACCGCCGUCGUUUGCGCCAUUCUGGCCCUCACGUUUCCCUUACUCUACCACGCCAUCCUCAAUUAUGAAUUGUCACUACAAAAGGGGACGUUCACAUACAAAAUGUGGGAAGAACCUCCAAUCGAUAUGUACAUCAAAUUGUAUUUCUUCAAUAUAACCAACAGUGAAGAGAUUCUCCAAAACAAUCAGGCGAAACCUGUUCUUCAACAGUGUGGACCUUACACAUUCAAAGAAUCGCACCAUCGAGUCAACAUCCAACCUCAUGACAACUACACGAUGACUUAUCAGCAACGUCGAGUCUGGCAUUUCGUCGAAGAACUCAGCAACGGAACUCUUGCCGAUAAUAUUACGACUCUCAACGUUCCAUUAGUGGGAGCCACUUAUACUCUCCGUUUUCAGCCGCUCUGGUAUAAAGUUGGAUUCAACCGAAUUGUCAGAUUGCUCGGUAGCCAGCUCUUUGUGACAAAGAAUGCUUCUGAAUUGAUUUUUGAAGGAUACGCUGAUCCCCUUCUCGAACUUGGCAAACGUUUACCGCCCGGCACUUUCCCUCCUUUCGAUAAAUUCGGUUGGUUUUACCAGCGCAACAAUUCCGAAUCGUUCGACGGAGUGUUCAAUGUUUUUACCGGAGCAGAUCACAUUAGCAAAGUGGGCGAGAUGGAUUUGUGGAACUACUCAUCACAUACCAACUUUUAUGAAUCUUAUUGUGGAAUGGUCAAUGGAUCUUUUGGUGAGGCUUGGGCUCCUCGUCGUAAUAAAACAAGCAUCUCCAUGUACGUCACCGACAUCUGCAGAUCCGUGACAUUAGACUACGAAAAGGAAGUCAUUGAUGCAGGCGUGCCCGCGUAUCGCUAUACUGCCACAGAGAAAGUCUUUGCCAAUGCCACGGUCCAUCCGGAUAAUUGGUGUUUCUGCUCGGGAGGUGCUUGUAAUCCUUCCGGAAUAGGAAACUCAUCCACUUGUCGUUUCGGUGCACCCGUUUUCACCUCUUACCCCCACUUUUACCUGGCUGAUCCUUAUUACAUCGACCAAGUGGACGGAUUAAGACCUGAGAAGGAUCUCCAUCAGUUCUACAUUGAUUUGGAACCAGAAAUGGCAGUGCCAACGUCAGUCAGGGCUCGCUUGCAAAUCAAUAUUCUCAUUGAACCCGAUAUUGACAUAGAUGCCGUGAGGAAUCUCAACCGGAUGUUCCUCCCUCUUGUCUGGUUUGAAUUGAGUGCCGAUUUGACACCGGAUCUGGGCGUUUGGAUCAACUUGGCCAACCGGGUGCCAGUUUUCGGCACGGCCGCGUUUUUCGGCUUCCUCUGCCUCAGUCUGGUGGCCGUGGCCGUCUCAGGUGUGUUCCUUGUCAAGAGGAGAUCGCGGACUCACGCCAUCGCUUCGGCCGAUCCCGCCAGCAAAGAAAGCGACAUGAUUGACUCUUGAAAAGGCUCGUCGUUCAGCUGUUGUUGAGUUCAGCGUCGUCGUCGUCCUCCCACUUCUUUCUCCCAAAUCGUAUUUGAUUUUGUACUCGGCAAAGUAGGUAAAGAAAAAAUUUAUAUGAAUUCCAAAUAUUCAAGUGAUCAUCUGUUGCGCAUCCAUGUGUCUUACUAUUUCCAUUACGUUGAUUCUAUACUGACCACUACUAUUAAGAAUUUAAUGCAAUACGUAUAAGUUUUUGUGCCUUUUUGUUUUAACGAUGAUAUUGUAGGUGCCUAUUAAUCGCCGCAUGUGUUUAUAUUGUUGAUGAAAUCGCCUUGGUCAAGCGACUCGCUGACCGUGAAAACAUCAAGAUGUGCUUAUUUGUAGAUGGUUGGCUUACGUCAGCUAGUCACCAAACUCGUUACAAUUGAUAGUUGUGAUUUCCAACGUCGUUUUAGAGGGGCAAUCAACGCCAAUUUAUUGUGAUGUAUUUUCAAGUCCCCUCUCUCUUAAACCCUCCCUUUUUUUCGCUUCUUCCUUUUGUUGUUCUAUGGGGUUACAUCUAUCUAGUGUAUCGAAAACAUCAAUAGAGAGUGCCUUGACUUGACUGUCACACACUGACAAACUGCUCAUUGUAAUAUAAUACAAAACGGUAUCUGUGUA
Daphnia pulex (common water flea) is the source of this 3422-nucleotide messenger RNA. Its product is annotated as protein croquemort-like. Gene Ontology annotation, molecular function: scavenger receptor activity. The coding region runs from base 1104 to 2783 and encodes 559 amino acids. The transcript is spliced from 11 exons. Gene Ontology annotation, cellular component: membrane; cytoplasm. NCBI's taxonomy places the organism in Eukaryota, Metazoa, Arthropoda, Branchiopoda, Diplostraca, Daphniidae. The record is from RefSeq and is a predicted model, not a curated record.